AUGGGGAAGAUAUUGGCUCAUGAUAAAGAUGUUGCUGCCUAUCUAGAUAACACCACAGAGCAAUGGUCUAGGCAUAUGUUUGACACAACAAUCAGUUGUGAUCACAACACCACAAACUUUGUGGAAAGUUUCAAUGCCUGCACAAAAGCUCACAGAGAUCUACCUGUGCUCAACCUACUUCAAGCUAUAAGAGUGUGGUCAAUGAAGAGGAUUGGUGCAAGGUUUGACAAGGCUAUUGACAUGGAGCCUGGGCAAUCACUGAUUAUGCUACAAAGGUUAAGUUGUGGGUGUGGCAAGUGGCAAGGAUGUGGUAUCCCUUGCAAGGAUGCAUUGAGAGUUAUGUACAAUGAGAGAGUUGACCCUGUGGCCUAUGUCUCUGAUUAUUACAAGGGGGCAGCUUACAAGGCAACUUAUGCUGAGCAUAUCCACCCCAUGCCUGAUCAAUCUCAAUGGCCAGAUUUCAACCUCCCACUGAUUCAUCCUCCAAACAAGAAAAGAGGUGCUGGCAGACCUCCAAAAACAGAGGAAGAGAGGUGUGAAUGA
This is a messenger RNA of Beta vulgaris subsp. vulgaris (sugar beet), 543 nucleotides long. RefSeq lists its product as uncharacterized. The transcript has 3 exons. The record is from RefSeq and is a predicted model, not a curated record. The coding region runs from base 1 to 543 and encodes 180 amino acids. Gene Ontology annotation, molecular function: zinc ion binding. NCBI's taxonomy places the organism in Eukaryota, Viridiplantae, Streptophyta, Magnoliopsida, Caryophyllales, Amaranthaceae.